Molecule: messenger RNA, 2154 nt
Organism: Pipistrellus nathusii (Nathusius's pipistrelle)
Lineage: Eukaryota; Metazoa; Chordata; Mammalia; Chiroptera; Vespertilionidae
Source: the annotation of a GenBank genome assembly
AUGUCAGGAGACGCAGCCGCGGAGCAGGCGGCUGAGUAUGUCCCAGAGAAGGUGAAGAAAGCUGAAAAGAAAUUAGAAGAGAAUCCCUAUGACCUUGACGCUUGGAGCAUUCUCAUUCGAGAGGCACAGAAUCAACCUAUAGACAAAGCACGGAAGACUUAUGAGCGCCUUGUUGCCCAGUUCCCCAGUUCUGGCAGAUUCUGGAAACUGUACAUUGAAGCAGAGAUUAAAGCUAAAAAUUAUGACAAGGUUGAAAAGUUAUUUCAGAGAUGCCUUAUGAAGGUUUUGCACAUUGAUUUAUGGAAGUGUUAUCUUUCAUAUGUCCGAGAAACCAAGGGCAAACUACCAAGUUACAAAGAAAAAAUGGCUCAAGCAUAUGAUUUUGCACUGGAUAAAAUUGGGAUGGAAAUUAUGUCUUAUCAGAUUUGGGUGGAUUACAUCAAUUUCUUAAAAGGCGUGGAAGCUGUUGGAUCUUAUGCAGAAAAUCAAAGAAUAACAGCUGUCCGAAGGGUUUAUCAACGAGGUUGUGUUAAUCCAAUGAUCAACAUUGAACAACUCUGGAGAGACUAUAACAAGUAUGAAGAGGGUAUCAAUAUUCAUUUGGCUAAAAAAAUGAUUGAAGAUCGGAGUAGAGAUUACAUGAAUGCUAGGCGUGUAGCAAAGGAAUAUGAGACAGUAAUGAAAGGUUUGGACCGCAAUGCUCCCUCAGUGCCUCCUCAGAAUACUCCUCAAGAAGCUCAGCAGGUAGAUAUGUGGAAGAAAUACAUACAGUGGGAAAAGAGCAACCCUCUUCGUACAGAAGAUCAGACCCUUAUAACAAAAAGAGUUAUGUUUGCUUAUGAACAGUGUCUGCUUGUGCUGGGCCAUCACCCUGAUAUUUGGUAUGAAGCUGCCCAGUAUCUUGAGCAGUCAAGUAAACUGCUAGCAGAGAAGGGGGAUAUGAAUAAUGCCAAACUAUUUAGUGAUGAAGCUGCUAAUAUAUAUGAAAGAGCCAUAAGCACUUUAUUAAAGAAGAAUAUGCUUCUGUAUUUUGCAUAUGCAGAUUAUGAAGAGAGUCGCAUGAAGUACGAGAAGGUUCACAGUAUAUAUAACAGACUUUUGGCAAUUGAGGAUAUUGACCCCACCUUGGUAUACAUCCAAUAUAUGAAAUUUGCAAGAAGAGCAGAAGGUAUCAAAUCUGGAAGAAUGAUAUUUAAAAAAGCAAGAGAAGAUACCAGAACCCGCCAUCAUGUCUAUGUUACUGCAGCACUCAUGGAGUAUUACUGUAGUAAAGACAAAUCUGUUGCCUUUAAGAUUUUUGAGCUGGGGCUAAAGAAAUAUGGAGACAUUCCAGAAUAUGUUCUGGCCUAUAUUGACUAUCUUUCUCACCUUAAUGAGGACAAUAAUACCCGAGUUUUGUUUGAACGCGUUUUAACAUCUGGAAGCCUUCCUCCUGAAAAGUCAGGAGAAAUCUGGGCCCGAUUUCUAGCUUUUGAAAGUAAUAUUGGUGAUCUAGCUAGUAUACUCAAAGUGGAGAAAAGACGGUUUACAGCAUUCAAGGAAGAGUAUGAAGGCAAAGAAACAGCUUUACUGGUAGAUAGAUACAAGUUCAUGGAUUUAUAUCCUUGCUCUGCAAGUGAACUAAAAGCACUUGGUUAUAAGGAUGUCUCCCGUGCUAAGCUAGCAGCUAUAAUUCCAGACCCAGUUGUAGCUCCUUCUAUAGUGCCUGUUCUGAAAGAUGAAGUGGAUAGAAAACCAGAAUACCCUAAACCAGAUACUCAGCAGAUGAUUCCAUUUCAGCCACGACAUUUAGCACCUCCAGGCUUACACCCGGUACCUGGUGGAGUAUUCCCAGUACCACCUGCAGCUGUUGUUUUAAUGAAACUUCUCCCUCCUCCGAUCUGUUUCCAGGGUCCUUUUGUACAAGUGGAUGAACUGAUGGAAAUUUUCCGAAGAUGCAAGAUACCCAAUACCGUUGAGGAAGCUGUGAGGCUCAUCACGGGCGGCGCCCCAGAGCUCACCGUGGAAGGCAAUGGCCCGGUGGAAAGCAACGCGGUGCUCACCAAGGCCGUCAAGAGGCCCAACGAGGACUCAGACGACGACGAGGAGAAGGGAGCCGUCGUCCCUCCUGUUCAUGACAUUUACAGAGCGCGGCAGCAGAAGCGGAUUCGGUGA